CACACCACCACUUUACAAAUAUUUUCUAUCAACGACGACGACAACCACCACGAAAAUUUUGAAGUCUCUAGAAAUUUCCACGACGACUUGAUGAUGAGGAAACCGAUGAUAAACAUAUGCUGCGUCGCCGUAACGCCGUCGAAUCAACAGCCUCCUCUUACGUUAACGCCACGCCAGAGUUUAGAAUCAGCAGCGAUCUACGGAGUGAUCGAGUCUGCCGCCGACAUAAUCGAGAGAUGGAACACUGAGACCUCCUCUUUCGCCAAAGUCACUUCUAUGUUCUACGAGGACAAAUCAGAAGCCAUGACGUUCAUCGAACGAGUCAAAGAUCUUCAGAAGACGAUGAAUGUACUGGUGUGUGAGGAUCCUAACUCCGAGAGACUCAUGAGAGCUCAUAAACUCAUGCAGAUCGCUAUGAAGAGGUUACAAAAAGAGUUUUAUCAGAUUCUUUCGAUGAACCGUGCUUAUCUUGAUCCAGAAUCUGUCUCUACUCGUUCUUCACUUACCUCAGCGAGAUCUAGCUACUCUGAUUUCCCUGAAGACGUAGAAGAUUCACACAACGGAGGUGAUAUCAUCGUCGAGCUGGAGGAGGUUUCUAUCAACGUCAUGACGGAUUUAAAAUCCAUCGCUGAGUGCAUGAUUGGUUCUGGUUACGCUAAGGAGUGUAUAAGCAUAUAUAAAACCAUUCGGAGAUCGAUCAUCGACGAAGGUAUCUAUCGUUUAGAAGUUGAGAAGACGAGUACGGGGAAAGUGAAAAAGAUGUCAUGGGAGGUUAUGGAGUUGAAGAUCAGAAGCUGGUUAAAAGCUGUGAGUGUUUCUAUGGAGACUUUGUUCAGAGGCGAGAAGAUUCUAUGUGAUCACGUCUUCGAAACCUCUGACGCAAUCAGAGAGUCUUGUUUCAGUGACAUCUCACGCGACGGAGCUCUUCUUCUCUUUGGAUUCCCGGAGCUCAUCGCUACCAAAACAAGCAAGAAAAACUCGCCGCCGGAGAAGAUUUUCCGGUUGCUUGACAUGUACACUUCCAUCGCCGGAAACUGGCAAGCGAUCGAGUCGAUCUUCUCGUUCGACUCUAUCUCCGUCGUUAGAUCUCAAGCUCUCAAGUCUUUAAUCUCUCUCGGCGAAUCGGUUCGGUCGUUACUGGCGGAUUUCGAGUCAGGGAUACAGAAAGACUCGUCGAAAGUGGUUGUUCCCGGCGGAGGAGUGCAUCCUCUGACGAUCUCCGUCAUGGAUCACCUCUCUCUUCUAGCUGACUACAGCAACGUCCUUGUUGACAUCCUCGCUGGAUCUCCACCGCCGGAUAGAUCAUUGCUACCGGAAACUUACUUCAACGUUUCCGAAACCGAUGACUCGCCGUCGUCGGAGCUCGCCCUAAGAUUCGCCUGGCUCAUACUUGUUCUCCUCUGCAAGAUCGAUCACAAAUCUAAUCACUACAAAGAUUUCUCCGUGCAGUAUCUCUUCCUCACUAACAACCUCCAGCACGUGGUCUCACGUGCGCGUUCCUCGAACUUGAGGCAACUCCUCGGCGAGGACUGGAUCACGAGGCAUUUCGCUAAGAUGAGGCAGUUCGCCGGUAGCUACAAGCGGCUUGCGUGGGGACCUGUUGUAGCUUCGUUGCCUGAGAGCCGUACGGUGGAGAUGACGGCCGAGGAAGUGAAGGAUAGGUUUGAAAAGUUCAGCGAGAGCUUCGAAAACGCGUACGUUAGACACAGUGUCUGCGUCGUAGCUGAUCCGAAGCUACGAGACGAGAUAAAAGUAUCGAUAGCGAGGAAGCUGGUCCCGAUAUAUCGCGAGUUUUACAACACGAGAAGCUCUGUCGUCUUGGCGGGAGCAGCAGCCGGUGGAGGGAAGAAAAACUUGAGCUCAGUUGUCCGAUUUACCCCUGAAGAUAUUGAGAACUUUUUGUCUGAUUUGUUCUUAGAGAAGGGUAGUUCUGGGAAUUCAUCUACAUCUUCUCCUUCAUCUUGUCGGUCACGGCCAUCAUUGUCCUAAAACUACAAAAGAAAAAAGAGUUUAAUUAAUAAUGGUCUUAAAUGUAAAGGUAAGUACUUUUAAUUAGUAGUUAAUCUUUCAUGUUUUUUUUCUUUUUGGCAGUUAUGUUUACGCAACAAACCAAAUCUCAUUGUGAUUCCAUAAUGAGUGAUGGACAACGACAUAAAGUAGGGUUAGAUCUUUUUUACUUCUUUCUUUUUUUUUACAGUUGAAGGUAAAUCUUCAUGUUUCCUCAUCGAAGUAAGUACGUCCACACGUUUGUUUGUAAUGUCUAAAUGAUGCAAGGGAUUGAGAAAUAUUUGUACCAUAAAAAUGUACUUAGUUACAUAAAAAUCGUCAUAUUUCUCA
Camelina sativa (false flax) is the source of this 2337-nucleotide messenger RNA. NCBI's taxonomy places the organism in Eukaryota, Viridiplantae, Streptophyta, Magnoliopsida, Brassicales, Brassicaceae. The record is from RefSeq and is a predicted model, not a curated record.